Closterium sp. NIES-65 is the source of this 1158-nucleotide messenger RNA. The record is from the annotation of a GenBank genome assembly. NCBI's taxonomy places the organism in Eukaryota, Viridiplantae, Streptophyta, Zygnematophyceae, Desmidiales, Closteriaceae.
AUGGACGUGGACGUGGACAUGGACGUGGACGUGGACGUGAACGUGGACGUGGACGUGGACGUGGACAUGGACGUGGACGUGGACGUGGACGUGGACAUGGACGUGGACGUGGACAUGGACGUGGACGUGGACGUGGACUGGACGUGGACGACGUGGACAUGGACGUGGACGUGGACGUGGACGUGGAAUGGACGUGGACGUGGACAUGGACGUGGACGUGGACGUGGACAUGGACGUGGACGUGGACGUGGACGUGGACGUGGACGUGGACGUGGACGUGGACUGACGUGGACGUGGACGUGGACGUGGACGUGGAGGACGUGGACGUGGACGUGGACGUGGACGUUGACGUGGACGUGGACGUGGACAUGGACGUGGACGUGGACGUGGACGUGGACGUGGACGUGGACGUGGACGUGGACGUGGACGUGGACGUGGACGUGGACGUGGACGUGGACGUGGACGUGGACGUGGACGUGGACGUGGACGUGGACGUGGACGUGGACGUGGACGUGGACGUGGACGUGGGACGUGGACGUGGACAUGGACGUGGACGUGGACGUGGACGUGGACAUGGACGUGGACGUGGACGUGGACGUGGACGUGGACAUGGACGUGGACAUGGACGUGGACGUGGACGUGGACGUGGACGUGGACGUGGACGUGGACGUGGACGUGGAAAUGGACGUGGACGUGGACGUGGACGUGGACGUGGACAUGGACGUGGACGUGGACGUGGACGUGGACGUGGACGUGGACGUGGACGUGGACGUGGACAUGGACGUGGACGUGGACAUGGACGUGGACGUGGACGUGGACGUGGACGUGGACGUGGACGUGGACGUGGACGUGGACGUGGACGUGGACGUGGACGUGGACGUGGACGUGGACGUGGACGUGGACGUGGACGUGGACAUGGACGUGGACGUGGACGUGGACGUGGACGUGGACGUGGACAUGGACGUGGACGUGGACGUGGACGUGGACGUGGACGUGGACGUGGACAUGGACGUGGACGUGGACGUGGACGUGGACGUGGACGUGGACGUGGACGUGACGUGGACGUGGACGUGGACGUGGACGUGGACGUGGACGUGGACAUGGACAUGGACGUGGACGUGGACGUGGACGUGGACGUGGACGUGGACGUGGACGUGA